AUGCUCUCCCUUGGACUUAACAAGCCUGCCGUCUGGUGCAAGCCAUUGAGAAUGGCAUCCCGUCGUCUGGUAUCUACUGUCAAAUCGACUGCCGCGGAAGAACAACAAAUUCUGAUCGCCCAGCGUAAAAACAGACCGGUUUCUCCUCAUUUGACCAUCUACCAGCCACAACUUACAUGGUACAUGUCCUCAAUGCACCGUAUCACCGGUGUGAUUCUUGGGCUUGGCUUUUUCACCGCAACCAUCGCAUUUGGCGUUUCCACCGCUUUCGGACUGGGACUCAACACCAACAACUUGGCUAAAUGGUAUCAUGAAAAGGUCCCUACGUGGGCUGACUGGACCGCCAAGGCCUCCGGUGCUUAUUUCAUCUCGUUUCACUUCUUCAACGGUAUCCGCCAUUUGAUAUGGGACACAGGUCGCGGCCUCACUCUAAAGGGGGUCUACACCACUGGCUACACUGUUCUAGCCUUCACAGCAGUUGUGGGUACAAGUCUGCUUCUACGCUAG
Molecule: messenger RNA, 507 nt
Organism: Lachancea sp. 'fantastica'
Lineage: Eukaryota; Fungi; Ascomycota; Saccharomycetes; Saccharomycetales; Saccharomycetaceae
Source: the annotation of a GenBank genome assembly